AUGGAUGCACGUUCACCGCCCAACGCUUGAUUGUUUGGUCAAUAUUAGGGUUGCGUUAGGGUUGGGUUUUCCAUCACAGAUCUCACCCGAUUACAGUAUUAUCUCUUCAAGAUCGUCUCUCUGAAUACCUAGUCGGUUUUCUGAUCAUCAAUCAACGAGUUUCUUUACGAAUCGCAUACGAUUAUGGAGAUGGAGCGUGUUACGGAGUUUCCCAUGGGUCAAUUGGAUCUCAGGCCGAGGAAGCGACAGAGAUUGGGCUGGGAUGUGGUUCCUCCACCACCGAAGGCUCAGCUAGGAUUAUUUUGUGGACAAGAGAUUGGAAAUGUGGCAAGCUUUGCACCUCAGCGAGCACCAUCAGACCACAUUAGUUCUCCCCUUGUUAAGCGUGUGGCUCGAAAUGCUUCUCCCCCAUGGCGCCAAGAUGAUAAAGAUGGUCAUUAUGUGUUUGCACUUGGUGAUAAUCUAACUUCCCGAUAUAAGAUUCAUGGGAAAAUGGGAGAAGGUACAUUUGGACAAGUCUUGGAAUGUUGGGACAAGGAAAGAAAGGAAAUGGUGGCAAUAAAAAUUGUUCGUGGCAUAAAGAAAUAUCGUGAGGCAGCAAUGAUAGAGAUCGAUGUGUUACAACAACUUGGUAAACAUGACAAAGGAGGCAAUCGUUGUGUGCAAAUAAGGAACUGGUUUGACUAUCGUAACCAUAUGUGUAUUGUUUUUGAGAAGCUUGGACCAAGCUUAUAUGAUUUUCUACGCAAAAACAAUUAUCGCUCAUUUCCCAUUGACCUAGUUCGGGAGAUUGGCAGACAACUCUUGGAAUGUAUUGCAUUUAUGCAUGAUUUGAGGCUGAUUCACACUGAUUUGAAGCCUGAAAACAUACUUCUCGUGUCUCCAGAGUAUGUGAAAGUUCCUGAUUACAAGGGUUCAUCGAGGUCACCAAAAGAUAGUUCUUUUUCUAAAAGGGUUCCGAAAUCGAGUGCUAUUAAGGUGAUUGACUUUGGUAGUACAACAUAUGACAGACAGGACCAAAGCUACAUAGUGUCCACACGUCACUAUCGUGCACCGGAAGUUAUAUUAGGGCUUGGAUGGAGUUAUCUGUUGCUCGGUAAGAACAGUAAAAGCUAG
Molecule: messenger RNA, 1116 nt
Organism: Lactuca virosa
Lineage: Eukaryota; Viridiplantae; Streptophyta; Magnoliopsida; Asterales; Asteraceae
Source: the annotation of a GenBank genome assembly